This is a messenger RNA of Scomber scombrus (Atlantic mackerel), 2733 nucleotides long. RefSeq names its product cytochrome P450 1B1-like. The record is from RefSeq and is a predicted model, not a curated record. The transcript has a single exon. Gene Ontology annotation, biological process: progesterone metabolic process; hormone biosynthetic process. Lineage: Eukaryota; Metazoa; Chordata; Actinopteri; Scombriformes; Scombridae. Gene Ontology annotation, molecular function: steroid 17-alpha-monooxygenase activity; iron ion binding; heme binding. The coding region runs from base 251 to 1852 and encodes 533 amino acids.
UCAUCUGAAGACGCGCUACGCUACAGACAACCACUCAACCUGAUCGAGCUCAUCUCACUGACUUCUGUAGAGGAGGGGUGAGACAUGUGAGUGCUGCUUGGAGUCUUUUUUUUUGGUACAGCUGUUUUUGUCAAUCUGAUUAUAAUACAACAACAAAAAGAGUAUUUUAAUAUAUUUAAGACUCUACUAAGAAGAACUUGAAAUGGUUUCCAGUUUUAAGUAAAAAUUGCCUUAUUCUUGGACGCAGUGGAUGAUAGGUGAACAACAAGAUAAUACAAUGGCUCAAAUGGACACUGAGUUUGGUGUGAAGGGCAGCAGCAUCAUCAGAGAAUGGAGUGGACAGGUCCAGCCUGCUCUGGUUGCCUCCUUUAUUUUCCUUUUCUGUCUGGAAGCCUGUCUGUGGGUCAGGAACCUGAGGCUGAAAAGAAGACUGCCAGGACCCUACGCCUGGCCUGUGGUCGGUAACGCCAUGCAGCUGGGCCAAAUGCCUCACAUUACCUUUGCCAAACUAGCCAAGAAAUAUGGCAACGUAUACCAGAUACGACUAGGUUGCAGCGAUGUUGUGGUUUUGAAUGGAGACAAGGCAAUACGUCAGGCUCUGGUCCAGCACAGCACAGAAUUUGCAGGCAGACCAAACUUUGUGUCUUUUCAGACUGUCUCAGGGGGAAAAAGUAUGACUUUCACCAAUUACAGCAAACAGUGGAAGAUGCACAGGAAGAUUGCUCAAUCAACAAUCAGAGCAUUUUCAUCUGCCAACAGUCAGACCAAAAAAGCCUUUGAGCAGCAAAUUGUGGCUGAAGCCACAGAGCUAGUUGAGAUUUUCCUUAAACUCAGUGCUCAGGGCCAGUAUUUCAACCCUGCCCAUGAGCUGACAGUAGCUGCAGCUAAUGUGAUUUGUGCCUUGUGCUUUGGAAAACGUUAUGGACAUGAUGAGGUUGAGUUUAGAGCUAUGUUACAGAGGGUGGAUGAGUUUGGACAGACAAUCGGGGCUGGCAGCUUGGUAGACGUAAUGCCAUGGCUUCAGUCUUUCCCAAAUCCAGUCCGCAGUGUCUUCAAGAACUUUAAAUCCCUGAACAAAGAGUUCUUUGGGUUUGUCCAGAGUAAGGUGGAAGAGCACAGAAAGACCUUUGAUCCAGAGGUGACAAGGGAUAUGAGUGAUGCCAUUAUUGGUGUAAUUGAUAAGGCUGACAAUGACAAUGGACUCACCAAAGGCCACACGGAGGGAACGGUGUCAGAUCUGAUUGGUGCAGGUCUGGAUACUGUUUCCACUGCUCUUCACUGGAUUAUCCUUCUUUUGGCAAAAUACCCUGAACUCCAAACAAAACUCCACAUGCUCAUUGACAAGGUGGUGGGGCGAAACAGGCUGCCAUCUGUGGAGGACAGAAGUUGCCUGGCCUACCUGGAUGCCUUCAUAUAUGAAACAAUGAGAUUCACCAGCUUUGUGCCUGUCACCAUCCCUCAUUCCACAACCUCAGACGUCAUUAUCGAAGGUCUCCACAUCCCCAAAGACAUGGUGGUCUUCAUCAAUCAGUGGUCCAUCAAUCAUGACCCCCUGAAGUGGAAGGAUCCACAUAUCUUUGACCCCUCGCGCUUCCUAGAUGAAAAUGGCUCCCUGGACAAAGAUCUCACCAACAAUGUUAUGAUCUUUUCAGCAGGGAAGAGAAGAUGUAUUGGGGACCAGAUUGCCAAAGUAGAGAUAUUUUUGUUCUUUGCAAUUCUUCUUCACCAAUGUAGCUUUGAGAAAUGCCCCGAUGAGGAUCUGUCUCUAAACUGCUCCUAUGGUUUAACACUGAAACCUUUAGAUUACAAGAUCACUGCCAAACUCAGGGGAGAAUUAACUAAAGUCCAAUAAAACUCCAACAGCAAUGUUAUAUAAGGUAUGUAUUCUAAAAUAAAUAUUCAUGUCUUGCAUCACAGAGAUUUUUUGUGUAACAAGCUGUUAUUGACUUCAAAAAUGCAUUGCUCAGUUAGGAUCAAAUGAUAAGCUUUCUUAUUUCUUCUGACAUUUAAAAUUCUAACUGAAUUCACUGUCACAAAGUAUGUCAGUUCCUGUAUAAAAAGUACCCUGUAAGGCAUGUGAGUCUUAUCCAAACUGUUAAAGCAAUUUUACUCUCAUAAUUUGUGACUGCAAGAGAAAACCUAAAUAUAUAUGUACUGGCUGUGCUACAUUAUGUGACAAACAGAAAAAAUGUUAUGAAAACUUUGAUGUGGUGGCCAAAAACCACAGCUCAUAAUAAACCUUAAGUAUGUAUUGUUAUUUAUAUGAGGUUAUUUGGUGGAGUAACCCUAAAUUGCAAUAUAAACUGAUGAUGAUGAAUAGAUUUCACUUCAGUGCUUUUUUUGCUGACGGAGAGAAAUUAUGUGCCAGCUGUUAAGUCUCAAUUGAACAAUUAUUCAUCCAGAAACUCAAUUAUCUUUGUAUGUACUGAACCUUUCAUGUUUAAGCUAAAUACAAAUACGGUGUGCAAAUAAAUUGUGCGUAAUUCUGAUAAUAACUCAAGUCAUAUGUCUAAAAAGCCACUAAUUUCAAUUGUUGGUUAAACUGUCUUAUUUCUUUACUGCACAUAUACAUCAUUCUAUAAAAUGGCUUUUGAUGAAAACCACAUUGUCUGAGCAGUGAGCUGUAUAGAAUAGAUAAAUAAUGUUUCCAUAAUGAACAUGACAGUCCUGUGUAAUAUGUGUACUCUACAGUGUGACUAAAGCUUUAAAUGGACAAUAAAUAUUUUUUCUGAU